CUCUUCACGUUAUCCCUUAUUGCUUUUAUAAUCAUUUUGUAUUGUACGUUUUGUACAAUGUACUUAAUUUUUUAUUGACUUUUUUUCCUCUUCUUAUCUGUUUAUUUGCAGAGGGUCGCGUGGAGGUCUCACGCGAAGGCAAAUACCUGUCGACACUAUCCGGCGCAAAGGUUUUGGGUGAAUUGGCCAUAUUAUAUAACUGCCAGCGUACAGCGACCAUUACUGCUAUAACGGAAUGCAAAUUAUGGGCCAUAGAACGACAAUGCUUCCAAACGAUAAUGAUGCGUACUGGCCUCAUACGGCAAGCGCAGUAUACAGAUUUUCUCAAGAGCGUUCCCAUCUUCAAGAACCUCCCCGAGGAUACACUCAUCAAAAUUUCAGAUGUGCUCGAAGAGACCCACUACCAAAUGGGUGAUUAUAUUGUGCGUCAAGGCGCACGCGGUGAUACCUUCUUUAUCAUAUCGAAGGGACAAGUGCGUGUGACGAUCAAACAGCCCGACACGCAAGAGGAGAAAUUCAUACGUACGCUCAUCAAGGGUGAUUUCUUCGGUGAGAAGGCGUUGCAGGGCGAUGACUUGCGUACAGCAAAUAUUAUAUGUGAUUCAGCCGAUGGCGUUACUUGCCUGGUGAUCGAUCGAGAGACGUUCAACCAACUCAUUUCGAAUUUAGAUGAAAUUAAGCAUCGUUACGAUGAUGAAUGCAUAGUAGAGCGUAAAAAAAUUAAUGAGGAAUUCGAUAAUGUGAAACUGACCGACUUGCGUAUCAUCGCCACACUUGGUGUUGGUGGUUUCGGUCGUGUCGAACUGGUGCAAAUUAACGGUGAUAAUAGCCGCUCGUUUGCGCUGAAACAAAUGAAGAAGUCACAAAUUGUCGAGACACGCCAACAGCAGCACAUUAUGUCCGAAAAGGAAAUUAUGGGCGAGGCGAAUUGUCAAUUCGUUGUGAAAUUGUUCAAAACAUUUAAGGAUCGCAAAUAUUUGUAUAUGCUGAUGGAAAGUUGUCUAGGCGGCGAGUUGUGGACAAUAUUACGCGAUCGUUGUAAAUUCGAUGAUGCCACCACACGCUUCUACACCGCCUGCGUGGUGGAGGCUUUCCAAUAUCUGCACUCACGCAACAUUAUCUAUCGUGAUUUGAAGCCGGAAAAUCUGUUGCUCGACGAGAAGGGCUAUGUUAAGUUGGUGGAUUUUGGUUUUGCUAAGAAAUUACAAUCGGGCCGCAAGACGUGGACCUUCUGCGGUACGCCAGAGUAUGUAGCGCCUGAGGUGAUAUUGAAUCGGGGACAUGAUAUUAGCGCCGACUAUUGGUCGCUGGGUGUGCUGAUGUUUGAGCUGCUAACGGGCACGCCACCAUUCACCGGUUCGGAUCCAAUGCGUACGUACAACAUUAUCUUGAAGGGUAUUGAUGCCAUCGAAUUUCCGCGCGAUAUUACACGCAACGCCAGCAACCUAAUUAAGAAACUGUGCCGCGAUAAUCCAGCUGAGCGUUUGGGCUAUCAGCGUGGUGGCAUCAGUGAAAUACAGAAGCAUCGGUAAGUGGUGAUGUUGGCUGCAAAUUUUUUUGAUAUUUUCUUUUUUUUUUAUUAUUGCUGAUUCCAUGAACGUAUUGGGUC
This is a messenger RNA of Rhagoletis zephyria (snowberry fruit fly), 1609 nucleotides long. RefSeq names its product cGMP-dependent protein kinase for (gene for). Gene Ontology annotation, biological process: protein phosphorylation. The record is from RefSeq and is a predicted model, not a curated record. Gene Ontology annotation, molecular function: ATP binding; cGMP-dependent protein kinase activity. NCBI's taxonomy places the organism in Eukaryota, Metazoa, Arthropoda, Insecta, Diptera, Tephritidae.